AUGGGAGACGUUAUCAAGGAAGAAAAUGGCACAAAGCGCAAGGCUUCGGAGGACCCCACCUCGCCCGCUGCAUUGAAGCGUAUUAAGCAUGACGAAUCUGUCGACGCAGCCGAGGAAAAGAAGCCCGUGGCCAUGAAACCAAUUCCAUUCCCUGAAAAGCCUGCCGUUAUCGAAGAGCGCAACGGCGAGAUUGAAUUUCGAGUUGUGAAUAACGACAACGAGCGCGAGUCCCUGAUCAUUCUUACCGGGCUAAAAUGCAUAUUCCAAAAACAGCUUCCCAAGAUGCCAAAAGACUAUAUUGCGCGUCUAGUAUACGACCGUACGCAUUUAUCGAUUGCCAUAGUCAAGAAACCAUUGGAGGUCGUUGGCGGAAUCACGUAUCGACCAUUUAAGGGUAGACAGUUUGCGGAGAUUGUGUUUUGCGCUAUCAGCUCUGACCAGCAAGUCAAGGGGUAUGGUGCACAUCUUAUGUCCCAUCUAAAGGAUUAUGUCAAAGCAACCAGCGACGUCAUGCACUUCCUAACGUAUGCUGAUAAUUACGCUAUUGGGUACUUCAAGAAACAAGGCUUCACUAAGGAAAUCACUCUUGAUAAAAGUGUUUGGAUGGGAUACAUCAAAGAUUAUGAAGGGGGCACUAUUAUGCAGUGCUCCAUGCUACCCCGGAUCCGAUACCUCGAAAUGGGCCGUAUGUUGCUCAAACAAAAGGAAUGCGUGCAGGCCAAAAUACGCGCAUACUCAAAAUCACACACUGUCCACGCACCACCAAAGGAGUGGAAGAACGGUGUCAGAGAAAUCGAUCCUCUAGAUAUCCCUGCCAUUCGCGCAUCUGGCUGGUCCCCCGACAUGGACGAACUGGCUCGCCAACCCCGACACGGCCCCAACUACAACCAACUCCUGCACCUACUCAACGACCUCCAAAAUCACCAGUCUGCGUGGCCGUUCCUCGUCCCCGUUAACCGCGACGACGUGGCCGACUACUACGAGGUCAUCAAAGAGCCCAUGGAUCUCAGCACCAUGGAAAACAAGCUCGAGGCGGACCAGUACGCCACCCCAGAAGACUUCACCAGAGACGCCAAGCUCAUAUUUGACAACUGCCGCAAAUACAAUAACGAAAACACGCCAUAUGCAAAGUCAGCUAAUAAACUGGAGAAAUUCAUGUGGCAGCAAAUCAAGGCCAUCCCGGAGUGGUCGCACCUCGAGCCGGAGAAAUAG
Molecule: messenger RNA, 1212 nt
Organism: Metarhizium brunneum ARSEF 3297
Lineage: Eukaryota; Fungi; Ascomycota; Sordariomycetes; Hypocreales; Clavicipitaceae
Gene: GCN5
Product: Histone acetyltransferase GCN5
Biological process (GO): chromatin remodeling; positive regulation of transcription by RNA polymerase II
Cellular component (GO): histone acetyltransferase complex
Molecular function (GO): protein binding; histone H3 acetyltransferase activity
Source: RefSeq, a predicted model, not a curated record